AUGUAUCAUUAUUCUGGCGCGCUUGGAAGACCGUAUACCAACCACUCUGUGCAGAUUAAGGAUAAAUGGCAACUCUCUGACCCUCCAUCAGAUGUACAGUCCGACCUUUAUCUCACAGACUCCAGUGAAGACCUAAUGGCGAACUUCACAUCUGACUCUAAGGAAUUUGGCCUCUCUUUGAUGGAUGAGGUGCUGAAACGAUUUAAGGACAUUGCCUUGUCGACAGAUGGUGCUCCGCUUGCUUCCUUGCCCCCAGCUUCAUCUCAAGAUACUUGCCCAGUUUCAAGCGGUUGCAACUUAGCGCCAGAGGUUAUCUUACCUCCUGGAAAAGAAGAUGCUUCAUCAACAAGCCUAGAUGGUCAUGACGUUUUGCCACAUGUUCCUAUCAUCGCCACUACCGAUGUCCGAGUCACUGCUAUAGAUUCACAUAAAUCUACUAAUUCCUCUUUUGAUUCCUCGUCAACUCCUCUACAAUCCCCAUCUUUAUCCCAACUUCCGCAACAACUGGCUACAAUCGAAUCUUGCACUCGGUUUACUUAUGACGCAUCUGAUGACCACGUCAAACAACAAGUCGCAUCUUUAGGAGUAGAUUCAAUGGCUGACUUUGAGCUAGCGUAA
Messenger RNA from Protopolystoma xenopodis, 618 nucleotides. NCBI's taxonomy places the organism in Eukaryota, Metazoa, Platyhelminthes, Monogenea, Polystomatidea, Polystomatidae. The record is from the annotation of a GenBank genome assembly.